AGCAGCAACCCCACAAGCUAGCCUACAACACGUACAGCACAACAAAGAGGUGCAAACACAUACAGAUACUGAGAAUCAAAAGAUCACCACGCACUAUGCAUGCAAGCAAGAACUUUGUGGAGGAUGCUGUCGCUGAAGUCGAUUUUGACUUCUCCCCGUUCCUAAAACGGUACAAGGAUGGCCGAAUCGAGCGGUUGCUGAGGAGUCCUCCCGUGGCUGUGUCGGAGAACCCGAGAGCCAACCGCGGGGUGGCAACGAGAGAUGUGGUCAUCGACCACAGCACCGGUGUGUCGGCACGGCUGUUCCUCCCCUCCCGGGCCGCCAAGGCUGCCGGCAACAGGAGGCUCCCCAUCGUGGUGUACAUCCACGGCGGCUCCUUCUGCACGGAGAGCGCCUUCUGCCGGACCUACCACGGCUACGCCACCUCCCUCGCUGCGAGCGCCGGGGCGCUCGUCGUCUCGGUGGAGUACCGCCUCGCGCCGGAGCACCCCAUACCUGCGGCCUACGACGACGCAUGGUCUGCGCUCAAGUGGGUGGCAUCCUUCGCUGACCCCUGGCUCGCCGACUACGCAGAUCCCGCGCGCACGUUCCUUGCCGGCGACAGUGCAGGCGGGAACAUCGCCUACCACACAGCGGUACGGGCCAGCCAAGACGACGGAUUGGAAUUGGGCAUCGACAUCGAGGGGAUGGCCAUCGUGCACCCCUACUUCUGGGGAGCCGAGCGGCUGCCUUCCGAGGAGGUCUGGGAUGGCGCAGCGGUGUUUCCAGCCUACGGGGUGGACUGGCUCUGGCCGUUCGUGACCGCGGGCCAGGCCAGCAACGAUGACCCUCGGCUCAACCCUCCUGAGGAGGAGAUCGCGUCGCUGACGUGCCGGCGGGUCCUCGUGGCUGUGGCCGAGAAGGACACCCUGCGGGAACGCGGGUGCCGCCUCCUCGACCGCUUCAGCGACUACUACGCGCGCACUGCCACCAGCGGCGAGGCAACGCUGGUGGAGUCGGAGGGCGAGGACCACGGCUUCCACCUCUACAGCCCGCUGCGCGCCACCAGCAGGAGGCUCAUGGAGAACAUCGUGCGCUUCAUCAACCAGCCUCCAAAGCCUAUGAUACUAGGUGUCCCUCGCCGGCCGUUUAUGGACGUAUUUGACUAUGGGAUGAACAUGAAACGUCGUUGCAGUGACUCGACGACGACGACCUGCAGCAUGGCGUAUGCAACGUCAAAAAUUGGAGGACCCAAGAAAAACUACGGGCUCUUUUCGGGCGCCGUGUGGCCUACUAACAAGCAGGCCUACAAGGGGCCAGCAGCAGCAGCCGCCUUCGCCGGAACUCGUCAUCUUAUCAAGAACAUGUGGUAAUAAUAGCUAUAGGGGCUGUGGUCUUCACCAAAAUGUGAUGUGGAUCGUGUUGUGUUGUAUAAUCUCUCAUCAUUAACUAAUAUAGAUGUACUAUUGGACACAUUUUAACACAUAUUACCCCUUAGCACGAGAAACGUAUGUAGUUUUAUACAUUUAUACAAAACACAACCUUGUGAACCUUUGAAAAUUUCAUUGAGAAAUCAUUACCUAAUUUUCUUUGUGUCCUUUUUACUUAUUUAUUUAUUUACUCUCCUUUAAGUAUAGACCAUAUACAGCUAGGCACUCUACUGUUCCGAUUGCCCUAGGCCCCUAGUAGAAGAUGGUCAUCUCCAGCACAGAGAUAGAUUAAUCACUACUUAUCCCAAAUUAGUAUGGUAGAACCUGGGCAGUUCAAAAAUCCAUCAAGCUGAGUUAAUUUGCUAACGUUGGUAUCUUGCAGGGCUGA
This is a messenger RNA of Panicum virgatum (switchgrass), 1797 nucleotides long. RefSeq names its product probable carboxylesterase 5. The record is from RefSeq and is a predicted model, not a curated record. The coding region runs from base 96 to 1352 and encodes 418 amino acids. The transcript has a single exon. NCBI's taxonomy places the organism in Eukaryota, Viridiplantae, Streptophyta, Magnoliopsida, Poales, Poaceae. Gene Ontology annotation, molecular function: hydrolase activity.